This is a messenger RNA of Bombina bombina (fire-bellied toad), 4388 nucleotides long. RefSeq lists its product as uncharacterized. Lineage: Eukaryota; Metazoa; Chordata; Amphibia; Anura; Bombinatoridae. Gene Ontology annotation, molecular function: hyaluronic acid binding. Gene Ontology annotation, cellular component: membrane. Gene Ontology annotation, biological process: cell adhesion. The coding region runs from base 113 to 4060 and encodes 1315 amino acids. The transcript has 15 exons. The record is from RefSeq and is a predicted model, not a curated record.
AAUCAUUCCCUGCAACAGGAUAGUUACAUUUCCUUCACUUCUUCUGCCCUAUUCAUGACUUUUUCACUCUGAAAGAAGCUACAAUCAUAAAAACGACUCUGGAUUUCAUAGAAUGGGAUUUUUAUAUAUCUUUGUGAUUCAAACUAUAAUACUACAUUUUGUUUGCUGUUUUCCGAGCUGCAAAUACUACUUAAACCGUCGGAGAGAAGGUGUAUUUCGUUAUGAUCGUCACACAAGGUACCAGUUGACAUAUCAAGAUGCCCAAGCAGCUUGUCUGCAAGAUUUUGGAGCUACUUUAGCAACCAGGGAGCAGCUUUUGGAAGCACUUAAAUCUGGACUGGAGGAAUGUCGAGCUGGCUGGAUUAUUUUAGCAGAGGUUGCUUACCCCAGGGUCAACAAACACUGGAACUGUGGGGAAAAUAAAACUGGUAUAAUAUCUUAUGGAAUUAGGCAAAAUCUGCAGGAAAAAUGGGAUGUCUUCUGUUAUAAAAAAGAUGAUGACUGCUCACCAUAUGACAGAGUUUACAAUGGUUUGGCCACAACAAUACCAGAAACACAAACAUUGUAUGAGUCAACUGGUAUAGAAGAAACUACCAAAGACACUCUUAUUAAUUUACAAACCAAUACUCUGGUAACUGCAAAUCAUGGGUUAAAGCAAAACACUAUACAUCAACAACCUAUGUCACCACAUGUGGAUUUUACCACUGAUGCACGUUAUAACAAUGUUACGGUUGCACAUAACAGUUAUACUCACAAGGCAAAACAGCCCCCACUGCAAUCAAAACUGGAUAUAGAUUCCACAAGCUCAAUAACUAAUACCUCAAUCAGCAGUCCUAAGGCUUUGGAAGGAGUGACAAGGCAAGAUGAACUGUCAACAACAACAGCUACAAAUUAUUCCUACAUUUCAUUAAAUAGUAAAGAAGUACCUCAAACUAAUAAUAUGAGUAAAGCUACAAUGGAACAUAAAGUGUUUAUCACAACUGAGCCAAAUCUUUAUACAGCUUCAUCCACUAAUGCUAGACAUAUUACCCUAAAAAAUGGUACAGAUGUAAAUGUCUUGGAAUAUAUUUUACAAGGAAGUCAGCAGACUUUAAGAAACAGUAAUACUGGUGACUAUGAGGUCAGUAGUAUAAGCUUUAUUCCAAUGACAACUGAAAGAAACUUUAUGAGAAAAACAUCUUCUACAUUAGACCAACAACACUUCAGUCAAACACCUCCUACUGAAAGUGAAGAUAAAACAAAAAUGUUUUUUAAUAAAGCAUCACUUUCCUCUAUACUGAUAACUGAAAAUCCAGUGUCUAUACCAACACCAGAGAAUGUUAAAAUUAAAGUAGCUUCAGAUUCUAGUUCUGAGUAUCAAAAUACAGUGACCACUGAUAAAAAUACAUUUAUAAGUCCUACCAUGAGCAGUUUUAACACUGAAAUAUUCUAUAAAGAAACUCGUAAUGUUAACAACAAUAAGGAAGAUAACUCCUUAUCAGUAACACCAAAAAAUCCAUAUUUUCCAACAGUCACUCUAACUGUAGGAAAUCAGGUAACCAGUCAAUUAAAUGAGGAAGAUAGCAGAAUCUAUUCAAUUUUAUCUACAAAUAAGCCCAGUUCAGUUCCACUACUGGUUUCAUUUGUGGACACACGUGAAGAAAACCAUAGAGUAGAACCUAAUGUAAACAUGACAUGGGAAGAUCUACAUUCUAGUCAUCACAAUGAAUUAAAUAUUGAUGAAAACGUAACAUUUUCAAGUUUAAAUCUCAAAAAGAAUGAGGGGGCUCUGGUAAAUGGAGGAGAAAAUGUCAUUACUUUUGAAACAACUACUAUGUCAGCUUUUAAUUCAAAUGGCAUCACAGAAAAGUCCACUGGAACAGAAAGACAUGAAACUGGUUCUUUAACUGGGAAUUUAACGUUACUGAAAACUGUUACUCCUGGAAUCAAACUAGUUACUAAUAGCUCUCAGUUAUCUAAUAUGUCAAUGAAAGAGGAUAUUUUACUUCCAGUGUCAUUGGAAAAGUACGAUAGCAAGGUAACAAAUUCCCAUGAGGCUUUGACUACUGCUAUGGUGACUUCUUUUCAAAAACAACCCCAUCCCACACUAGAGACAGAUGAAGCAUCUAUUUUACCUACCACACCUUCUGUUAAAAUAACAGAUCCUAUUGGUCCAAAUUCUCAGUUGAGCAAGCCUUUAGAUACAUGUGGGGGAGUUUUUAAAGGAAAUGCUGCUCAGUUUCAAAGUCCUGGAUUCCCACAAUCGUAUCCAAGUGAUAUGAAUUGUACAUGGGUCAUAGAAGCUCCUGUUGGCUAUUACAUCAUCCUAAUGUUCAGGUCACUAGUUCUUGAGGAACACCGGAAUUGCCAGUACGAUUAUGUCUUGGUUUAUGAUGGCAAAGAAAGUGACAAUAAGCAACUUGGCAGGUUUUGUGGAUCUCAGCUGCCCUCGCCUCUCCGAGCCACAUCUAAUGUACUGACAGUGAUUAUGAGAUCUGAUUCAUCAGUUGAACUUGAUGGGAUUUCAGUGCAGUUCAGCUCCAUCAAAUAUAUAUCUGAAGGAAUUCGUCUAAAUGAUGGAAAAAAUCCAUUUGAGGGCUUGGUGGAAGUAGAAUACCAGGGAAUGCGAGGCAGUAUUUGUGCCAAGCAAUGGAGUAAUAAAGAUGCACAAGUGGUAUGUCGGCAGCUUGGCUAUUCAGGCCCAGCUGUUGCUACAAGAAUCUUGGGAAAGAACAAUACGUCAGUAGCUAUUUCUUUUGUAAGUUGUGAUGGAAAUGAGGCAGCCUUGGAAAACUGCAAUAUGAAGAAUUCAGGAUCAUGUGGAACCCAAGAACGAGCAGGUGUCAUAUGCCAAGUGCUAGAGUCUUGUGCAGCUCUAAAGGACGCUGGCGUACAGGAGUCUGGAAUCUAUGCAAUAGACCCUGAUGGUGUGGGAGAAGGCGACAAUCACUUUACAGUAGACUGUGACAUGAAUUCUGACUCCACAACAGGUAUAACUAUCAUUGGUCAUGACUCAGAAGGUAGAGAGCGAGUUUCUUCAUGUGAAGACCCUGGAUGUUACUCCCGGAUUAUCAAGUACAAUGGGGCGUCUAUGAAUCAGCUUAGAUUGCUGACAUCCAUAUCCGAAUCCUGUGAGCAGUUUGUCAGACUUGAAUGCCGGCAUAUCCGUUUUUUGAAUGGUCCAUGGGGAUGGUGGAUUUCAAGAGAUGGACAUCAAAUAAACUCUUGGGGUGGAGCCGAUACCAACAGUGGAAGAUGUGCUUGUGGAGAAAGUGGUGAAUGCGCUUUGGAGGGCACAUCAUGCAACUGUGACGCAAAUGAUGAUGUUUGGAGAACGGAUGAAGGCGUCUUAACAGAUAAGGCCACUUUACCUGUCCAAGAAGUUAGGUUUGGGGAUACAAGAGAUGCCCCCAUGGAAAUGGCUUUCCACAGCAUAGGCAAGCUACGUUGUUGGGGAACAAUUUCAGAGCCUCCGAUCCUGCAGUCUUGUGCAGCUCUUAAAGAAGCUGGGAUUACAGACUCAGGCCGAUAUAUUAUCGAUCCAGAUGGUGUUGGCCAAGGAGUUUCCCAGUUUGAAGUGUUCUGUGACAUGUCUUCUGAUUCAGGUAUAACGGUGAUUAGCCACAACAGUGAGAGGCGCAUGCGGGUGACACCUUGUGAGGAAGCUGGUUGUUACAAGAGGGAGUUAACCUAUAAUGCAGAACUCUCUCAGCUCAACGCUCUUACUAAAGUAUCCCAAAGAUGUGAACAAUUUGUAAGGCUUGACUGCCGCCAUAUUCGCUUCAUAGAGUCUGGAUUCGGCUGGUGGGUUUCUUGGGAUGGGAAAAGAAUGAAUUACUGGGGAGGAGCUAAUCCUGCCACCGGAGGCUGUGCAUGUGGAAAGACAGGUACCUGCUCAGCUCCUGAUAAGGUCUGCAACUGUGAUAGCAAUGAUCAAGUGUGGAGAACAGAUGAUGGUUUUCUACGGGAUAAGGAUGCCCUCCCAGUGAAGGCUGUGCACUUUGGUGAUACUAAUGACUUCCCAUUGGAAAUGGCUUACCACACCAUAGGCAAACUGAGAUGUAGAGGCCAAGCAAGAUGAAAAAGAGAAUGGGACUGUGAAGACAUUUCCGAACAUCAAGCAUAUGGCAAGAGACGUGAUACUAAAUCCUGGUGAUUGAUGGGUGGCUUCUUUUAAAUAUAAAAUAAAAUAUAGAUUAUAUGAUACAAUAAUAUAUCUAGAUUUAUUAAACAGAUGUUAAAAUGAACUACAAGUAUUUUCUGCAAGAUUUUUUAUAGACGUUUGUUGCAUUAACGCCUGAAAACUUCUGUUUAUAUUAAUUAUAACAAUUAUGAAGAAUUCACUGUCUAAUCAUUUACAAUAAUUGUAUAUAAAAUUUAGGUCAAAUAAAAGAGCAUAUAGAGAAAAA